Paramecium primaurelia is the source of this 1466-nucleotide messenger RNA. NCBI's taxonomy places the organism in Eukaryota, Ciliophora, Oligohymenophorea, Peniculida, Parameciidae. The record is from the annotation of a GenBank genome assembly.
AUGAGUUAACUGAAGAAAUUAAAUCAGCAGGUUAAAUAAGUGAAAUGCAUAACACUAUCCGCUAAUUAAUCUCAUCAUUCUCAUCAGUCAUCUGUGAAAACAUUACCAAAACCAAUAGCAUCACGGCCUGUAACUUCGAUUACUAAGAAUAAUAAUAAAGUGGAAGCUGUGAAAAUAGAUUUAGUCAAAUAGAAAAAGCAAAUAACAAAUAUUAGUGUGACAAGAUCUACAUCUUCUGCUCGUACUAGAUCUGCUUCAAAUGGACCAAAAGAAGAAAAAAUUCCAAGAAUUUUAGGAGACUUAUUAGGUCCUGAAGUUGAAUUAGCAGAUUGUUAAGAUUUCUUAUUGUAAUUAAAUGAACCACAAUUAAAGAUGGAUGAAGAUUUAAUGAAGGAACGUGUGAUUUUGGCUAAUAGGAUAGCAAAUACAAUAAAGAUGAAAAAAAGAAUACCAACAACUACAGCAGAUUAUUAUAAGGUUUAUUAUGUAGACUUAAAAUAGGUAGCUGUGUUCUGUUAUAGGGAAAGGCGCUUUUGCUAAAGUUUGUUUAGGAAUACAGAUUUUGACAGGAGUAAAAGUAGCUAUGAAGAUUAUUGAGAAAUCUAGUCUUAAAAAUGAAAGUGCUAAAAAAAGAUUAAUGCAAGAAAUCACUUUAAUGAAACUCUUAUAACCAUAUAAAUGUUGUAUUCGUUUAUAUGAAGUUUUUGAAACUAAAAGAUAAAUAUAUUUAAUUAUGGAAUAUGUUGAAGGAGGAGAUUUAAUCAAAUUUACUAAAGAAAAACCAUUAUCUGAAUAAAUGGCUAAAAAUAUUUUUGGAUAAUUAAUAUUAGCACUUUAAAUAUUGCAAAAUCAUAAUAUUUUACAUAGAGAUAUUAAAUUAGAUAAUAUUUUAUUAUAAGGAGAAUAAAUUAAGUUAUGUGAUUUUGGAGUAAGUAGAUAAAUUGUAAAAGGAUAAAAAAUAUUAGAAUAGUGUGGAACUCCUGCUUAUUUAGCACCUGAAAUUAUGACAUAAAAAACUGGAUAUGAAGGUUUUGCUAGUGAUAUUUGGAGUUCAGGAGUUCUUCUAUAUAUUUUAUUAGUUGGUAAAACACCAUUCAAGGGAAAUAAUAUGAAUGAAUUAAAUUAAUAGAUUUAGAGUGGAUUAUUAAAUUUUAUGGAAAUUAAAAAAGCAAAUCUUUCAAAUGAAGCAGUAGAUUUAAUGAAAUCUAUUUUAAAUAUCAAUCCAAAAUUGAGAUUUACAUUACAAGAAAUCAUGAAACAUAUUUGGAUGAAAGAUAUUGAUUUUAAAUAAAUAAAAUAAUAAACUAAUUCAAAUUUAGAUUUAAGAAUUAUAUGUUAAGUAUAUUAAUAAUUGUUAUCUAAUUUAGAUUGAAUAAUAUGGUUACUAAAGAGAAGUUAUAAUCAAAACUUUAUAAAACAAGACAUUAAGCCAUAUAUCAGCACUUUAUUGGGCUUUAUAUUAGUGA